Messenger RNA from Protopolystoma xenopodis, 576 nucleotides. The record is from the annotation of a GenBank genome assembly. Lineage: Eukaryota; Metazoa; Platyhelminthes; Monogenea; Polystomatidea; Polystomatidae.
AUGAUAGUAUUUACUGAUUCGCUCGUAUUUUGCGUGGCAUUUCAAAUACCCAAACCCUACAUGGCACUCUGGGUAGACAAAUAUAGGCCUUCAAGUCUCGCUAAAUUGGAUUAUCAAAAGGACAGGGCGCUGAGUCUUAAAAAUUUAAUAUCGCGUGGAAAUUUCCCCCAUCUGCUCUUUUAUGGACCACCUGGCUCAGGUAAAAAAACACGCAUUCAUUGCGUUUUGCGUGAAUUAUAUGGUCCUGGCGUCGAUCGAAUGAGGAUAGAACAUCACGAUUUCGUGACGCCUUCGAAGAAAAAAAUCGAAAUUUCUUCUGUUUCUAGCAAUUAUCAUUUAGAAGUGAACCCGAGUGACGUUGGUAUCUACGAUCGCAUUGUUAUUCAGGAGUUGAUUAAGAAUAUGGCUUCUACGGGUCAACUUGACACUGGACAACAGAAGGACUUUAAGAUAGUCGUCCUUCAUGAAGUAGAUCGGCUCUCACGCGAUGCGCAGCAUGCUCUACGCCGAACGAUGGAAAAAUAUAUUGCUUCAUGCAGAUUAAUUUUAUGUGCAGAAUCUACCAGUAAAAUAUAA